This is a messenger RNA of Glossina fuscipes, 801 nucleotides long. RefSeq lists its product as uncharacterized. The coding region runs from base 87 to 770 and encodes 227 amino acids. NCBI's taxonomy places the organism in Eukaryota, Metazoa, Arthropoda, Insecta, Diptera, Glossinidae. The record is from RefSeq and is a predicted model, not a curated record. The transcript is spliced from 3 exons.
AAAUUAUUAGCAAAUGCUUGAAAGAGUUUUCAGUGCCAUUUCAGCGUUCGUACGUGAAACUCGUCAAAGCAAUUAAAAAACAACAAAUGACAAAAAUGUCCAAGCAUCAGCAAUUUUUAUACACUCUUCUGGCUGUUGUUAGUGUAUUAGUAUUAAGCGUUGAAGGACAAGGCGCAGGACAUGACGACCAUCUGGUAUCCUGUCCCGAGUUUACACCGCCCUCUCUGCUAAAUGUUAAGGAAUUAGAGGGUGCUUGGUACGGCGCAUCUCGUUCUCCUGCUCAUAAAUUUGCUUGUGUCGAAAUGAAAGUGGCUCUCACACAAAAUGAUACAAAGGUGAAGAUUACCACCUCUCAUGCCGCCUUAAAUAGCACUUUGAUAAAUACUGCCAAAGAAGCGGUGAUCGAUGUUCUCGAUCUCACCAAUCCCAACGGAUUUACUGUACUUUACAACUUAACAGACGAAAAGCCGACUACAUAUAAAAUUUUAGAAAUUGGUGCUGACAAAAAACACGCUCUUAUGUGCGGUUACACGAAUCCGCAAAUUCCGAAUGCGUCUUUCGGCUUAAUUAUGACCCGUGAACGUAUUGCUGAUAAAAAAUGGCUAGAAGGAGUCAAAGACGAAGCUUCUAAACAUUUCUUUAAUUUCGCUAAAGAUUCUGUGGUGGAUAUACAACAAUCAGAUAAAUGUGCAAGUUCGGCAGAGGUUGCGGUCCCCGUAUUAAGUACAAUAUUGGGUGUGGUAUACAGCUUUUUGAGAUUUAUGCAUUAAAAUUUUUUAUUAAUACGGAAAUUUCUUGAAA